UUCCUGUCAAGUAUUCAGUACACACAGUCAGGCAGUCGUCCUCUUAAACACAACAGCAGUGAUGGCAUCAACAAGUAAAGUGAGGAUUGUGCUGGUGGGUAAAACUGGAUCAGGAAAGAGUGCAUCAGGAAACAAGAUACUGGGUAGAGAUGCGUUUAAGGAAGAUUUUUCCCCUAAUGUUGUUACUAGACAUUGUGAAAAAGAAGAGACAACAAAGGAGAAUCGAAAAAUCUCAGUGACUGACACCCCAGGAAUCUCUAAUACAUCGAUCAGUAAUAAAGAACUGACGUCUGAAAUACGGAAGUGUAUAGAGAUGUCUACUCCUGGUCCUCACGUGUUCCUGCUCGUCAUCAAAGUGGGGAGAUUCACAGAAGAGGAACAGAAGACAGUGGAGUGGAUUCAGGAGAAUUUUGGUGAAGAUGUGGCACAGUACACCAUCAUUCUGUUCACUCAUGUAGAUUUGCUGAAUCGUAAAACAUUAGAGGAAUUUAUCGAAGAGAGUCCGGAAAUAGAGGCAUUAAUUGAGAAGUGUGGGGGUAGAUAUCAAGCAUUUAACAAUCAAGAUAAAAAUGAUCAAACUCAAGUAACAGAGCUGCUGCAGAAGAUUGAUAAAAUGGUGAACAUUAAUGUAAAAAAGUACUACACUAAUGAGAUUUAUAAACAAGCUCAGAGACGCAUAUUUAUGCAAACAAUAAAAGACAUAGGACUAAAAGCAGCAAUAUAUGGAGGAACCUUGGUACUAUGUGCAAUAGGUGCAGCAUGUGUAGGUAGAGCACGUGCAGAAGCUGAAGUACGUGCAUGUGCAGAAGGUGCAGUACAUGCAGUUGUAGCACAUGCAGAUGCAGCAGCACAAGCAGGUGUAACAGCUGCAGCACAUGCAGCACGUGCAGCACGUGCAGUUGCAGCAGGUGCACCAGCUGCAGCACAUGCAGGUGUAAAUGCAGGUGCAGCACAUGCAGGAGCAGCGGCUGCAUCACGUACAGGUGCAGCGGCUGCAGCCGGAGCAGGUGCAGCGGCUGCAGCCGGAGCAGGUGCCGCGGCUGCAGCCGGAGCAGGUGCCGCGGCUGCAGCCGGAGCAGGUGCCGCGGCUGCAGCCGGGUCAGGUGCGGCGGCUGCAGCCGGGUCAGGUGCGGCGGCUGCAGCCGGAGCAGGUGCGGCGGCUGCAGCCGGAGCAGGUGCGGCGGCUGCAGCCGGGUCAGGUGCCGCGGCUGCAGCCGGGUCAGGUGCCGCAGCUGCAGCCGGGUCAGGUGCAGCAGCUGCAGCCGGAUCAGGUGCAGCAGCUGCUGUAGGAGGCAGGCCAUAA
Messenger RNA from Paramisgurnus dabryanus, 1303 nucleotides. RefSeq names its product GTPase IMAP family member 4-like. NCBI's taxonomy places the organism in Eukaryota, Metazoa, Chordata, Actinopteri, Cypriniformes, Cobitidae. Gene Ontology annotation, molecular function: GTP binding. The record is from RefSeq and is a predicted model, not a curated record.